UCAAUUCUGCAAGUAGUUCUGAUUUACUAUCGCUGUUCUCUAGCUGGUCUAAAACCGCUUUUGACCUAAAGGGACGUUUUUUUGGACACCAUGGACAUUUCUAAGUUUCCAUUCAGAAAGAACAGUAAAAAUGCAGGCAGGGCACAGGACAAAGCACUAGGGGCAAAAUGUAUGUGAAAUGGUUUGAUACAUGAAUGUCACUUUUUGUCAUUUUCAAAUUUCCCGCCGUUCCGUCCCCGUACGUCCCGAAGCUCGCAGGGGACAGAACCCAGAAGACAGAUGCCGGCAUCCACUGGAUUACAUUGCCGGGGACAUUGUAGGAGGGACA
Messenger RNA from Staurois parvus, 328 nucleotides. The record is from the annotation of a GenBank genome assembly. NCBI's taxonomy places the organism in Eukaryota, Metazoa, Chordata, Amphibia, Anura, Ranidae.